Messenger RNA from Perkinsus marinus ATCC 50983, 813 nucleotides. RefSeq lists its product as hypothetical. NCBI's taxonomy places the organism in Eukaryota, Perkinsozoa, Perkinsida, Perkinsidae. The record is from RefSeq and is a predicted model, not a curated record. The coding region runs from base 1 to 813 and encodes 270 amino acids. The transcript has 5 exons.
AUGACCAAGAUUUUGGCUCUCUCUGGGGGAUUCAUCCUCGCGAUGUCCUCUACUCUUGUUAAUCAAGCUUUCACUCUGUCCCCUCCAGCUGACAAAGGUCCUGUUGCUGCUAUAGUUAGUUCAACAGUUGUUACUGUGAGUUUGUACGGCCACUUUGUCUUCCAUGAACGACUCGAUCGAGUUCACACAAUCCUUCUAAUGAUGGUGGUCGCAGGAAUGACCAUUUCAACUUUCGGAACCUACGUCGCGCUGGCUCCUGGCAAUGCAUCGUCUAGUGGCUCUCACUCUUUCAUCGGACCACUGUUCGCGAUAUUGGCUAUGAUUGGUAUAUCAGCAUUGACACUGCUGAUGAGAUACAACUCUAUCGGUAACGUCGCUACACGCAGUGGUUUUUCGGCUCUGCUACUGUCGCAGACCUGUGUUGCGAUCUCCCUAUGUAUGGUUUUGAUCGCUAGAGGCCAAACAACUUUGCGUGUUACUGGAUUUGCUCUGGUCACUACCAUGGUCGCGGGCCUCUCCCAGUCGACUGGUAUCUUCUUCAUGAACGAAGCGUUGGCGUAUCCAAUGACCAGCUUGGUGAAAGUCAUAUGUUCGGCUAACCCUAUAAUUGUGUUGUUGUUGAACUUCUUUAUCGAUGGUUUAGUUCCGAGAGCCACACAAUCGAUCGGCAUGGCUAUCAUCCUUAUUGCUGUGUUCUUGAGUGCUCUCAUACCUCCUAAAGGACUACAGCCCUCAAGCAAAGAGGACGUGAUGAAUUGUGGUCCUCGCGAUCUGGCAAACUCCCUCCUCGCUGAGCGAGUGAUGCUGGUUUGA